CCUAUUUUCGGGAAUGUGGUCGACGCUUGACAGGAAAGGUUAGUUGAUCAUGAAGACUUUGCCACGGCUUGCGCCGCUGCAAUGUGAACUUUGUUUUGAGAUUUAAUCACGUAACAUACACCUUAUACUACCGGAGACCAUUUUGGAAUUAAUCGAGUGCGAUUGAAGUCAACAAAAAACCGAGAGGAAGUCUUCAAACAUCUGUAAUGAUCGAAAUUUGACGGAAGUAGCUUUGCCUGGCGAGUGUCUUGAUGCCAGUACUAGCAGUCAUGGAGCUGGGCAGGCAACUGUGCGGGAAGAUGAAAAAACAGAGGAAGGCGGAGAUGACCGUCCCUGCUGUCAUGAAAGGCCUGGAGAUCCACUUCUACCUGCCCGACAUGCACCAGCUCGAGUACUUCAAAGACUGCCACACUGCAGAAGACCUGUGCGUGGAGGCUGCCAAGAGAUGCCACAUCUCGCCUCUGUGCCACAACCUGUUUGCGCUGUAUGAAGAAAGCCAGGAUGUGUGGUAUGCUCCCAACCAUGUGUUUAAAAUCACAGAGGAGACGAGCAUCAAACUUCACUACCGUAUGAGAUUUUAUUUCACAAACUGGCAUGGUACCAGCGAUACAGAGUCUCCGGUUUGGAGACACUCUCUCAGCAAACAUAAAGGGGGUUUAAUAUCUCAGAAGGGCCCCGAGGGGACACCCCUCCUGGAUGCAGCAUCUCUCGACUACCUGUUUGCGCAGGGUCAGUAUGAUUUCCUGAGGGGACUGGCUCCUGUGCGCACUCCGCAGAAUGAAGCAGAGCUUCACGAAAUCGAGAACGAGUGUUUGGGAAUGGCCGUUUUGGCUAUUACCCAUCAUGCCAAGGGCAAUGAUCUGCCCCUAUCAGGAGCCGGAGCUGAGGCCAGCUACAAACGCUUCAUACCAGACAGUCUCAACCGGACCAUCAAGCAGCGCAACUUCCUUACACGCAUACGAAUCAACAACGUGUUCAAGAACUUCCUUAAUGAGUUCAACAGCAAGACCAUCCAGGACAGCAACAUCACCCUUUACGACCUGAAGGUGAAGUACCUGUCCACUCUUGAGACACUUACUCAAGGCCUGGGCCGGGAAACCGUGGAGCCCAAGAGCCUCAAAGUAUCUGGGGAGACAGAGUGCUCACCAGCCCACUCCCUUCCCAUGGGGGAUGAUGGACUGGACUACGAGGUGCAAGUUUCAGGAACCACUGGGAUCUCUUGGAGGAGAAAGCCCUUAAUGAAUCUGUUGAUUGUGAAAGAGAAAAAUAAAUCAAAGAAAAACAAGAAUGACAACAAGCAGAAGAAUGACAAGAAGAAAGACACCAGCAACGGAUGGAUACUUUUCUCAGACUUUUAUGAAAUCACCCACAUCGUCAUUAAGGAGUCUUGCGUCACCAUCUACAGACAAGACAAUAAAACCAUGGAGAUGGAUCUGAUUUAUCGCGAUGCAGCUCUGUCUUUUGUUGCAUUGGUGGACGGUUUCUUUAGACUGACAGUGGAUGCCCAUCAUUACCUGUGCACAGAAGUCGCACCUUCGUCAGUGGUCCAGAAUUUAGAAAAUGGCUGUCAUGGCCCUAUCUGCACCGAGUAUGCUAUUCAUAAGCUCCGUCAGGAAGGGAACGAAGAGGGAACCUACGUCCUGCGCUGGAGUUGCACAGACUAUAACUACAUCAUCAUGACUGUUGUCUGCGUUGAGAUGGAUCUGUGUGAGUCGAGGCCUGUUCCCCAAUAUAAAAACUUCCAGAUUGAAGCAAGUCCUCAGGGCUACAGGCUCUUUGGCACAGAGACGUUUAGGCCCAAUCUAAGGGAACUCCUGGAGCACUUACAGGGCCAGAACCUGCGCACAGAGAACCUGCGCUUCCAGCUGCGCAGAUGCUGCCCACCACAGCCCAGAGAAAUUUCCAACCUGUUGGUAAUGACCAAGAACCGAGAGCCUGUUGCCCAACGACAACCGCAAGUCAGCCAGCUGAGUUUCCAUCGCAUCCUUAAGGAGGAGAUUGUGCAGGGUGAGCAUUUGGGUCGGGGUACGCGAACCAACAUCUAUGCAGGUGUUCUGAAGCUGAAGAGUGAGGAUGAUGAUGAGAUGGGAGGAUAUUCACAGGAGAUGAAGGUGGUGUUGAAAGUCCUGGGCUCAGGACACAGAGACAUCUCUUUGGCCUUCUUUGAGACAGCCAGCAUGAUGCGACAGAUCUCUCAUAAACACAUUGCCCUGCUUUAUGGAGUGUGUGUUCACCACCAAGAGAAUAUCAUGGUGGAGGAGUUUGUUCAGUAUGGUCCUCUGGAUAUGUUUAUGCGCAUACAGACCACGCCUCUCACCACCGCAUGGAAAUUUCAAGUUGCCAAACAGUUGGCCAGUGCCCUCAGCUAUCUGGAGGAUAAGAAACUGGUUCAUGGAUACGUAUGCAGUAAGAACAUUCUAGUGGCUCGAGAUGGUCUGGAUGGAGAGGGGGGUCCCUUUAUUAAACUGAGCGACCCUGGCAUACCCAUUACUGUGCUGAGCAGAGAGGAGUGUGUGGACAGGAUUCCUUGGAUUGCUCCUGAGUGUAUACAGGACACAUCUAAUCUAAGUGUAGCAGCGGAUAAGUGGGGCUUUGGCACAACUCUAUGGGAGAUUUGUUACAACGGAGAGGUGCCUCUAAAAGACAAGAAGCUCACAGAGAAGGAGAGGUUUUACGCAGCCCGGUGUCAGCUGGCCACUCCUGACUGUGAGGAACUGGCCAAGCUCAUGACCCACUGUAUGACCUAUGACCCCCGCCAAAGACCCUUCUUCAGAGCCAUCGUCAGAGACAUCGACAUGGUGGAAAAACAAAACCCCUCCAUUCAGCCAGUUCCCACGCUCGAGGUGGACCCUACUGUGUUUGAGAAGAGAUUCCUCAAGAAGAUCAGAGACCUCGGAGAGGGUCAUUUCGGGAAGGUGGAGUUGUGCCGGUAUGAUCCUCGGGGCGAUCGGACUGGAGAGCUAGUGGCCGUGAAGUCUCUCAAACCAGAAAGCCGAGAAGAGCAGAGCAGUAACCUGUGGUGCGAAAUUCACAUCCUGAGGGAACUUUACCAUGAGAACAUUGUCAAAUACAAGGGCAUUUGCAAUGAAGAGGGUGGCAGAUCUAUUAAGCUCAUCAUGGAGUUUUUGCCGGCUGGCAGUCUGAAGGAAUAUCUUCCCAGAAACAAAGCAAACAUUGACCAGAAAACCCUCCUCAACUAUGCUGUGCAGAUUUGCCAGGGAAUGGACUACCUGGGCUCUCGGAACUACAUCCACAGAGACCUGGCAGCACGAAAUGUUCUGGUGGAGAAUGCGACUACAGUAAAGAUUGGAGACUUCGGUCUGACCAAAAGCAUUAAGAACAAUGAGGGUUACUACACGGUGAAAGAUGAUCUGGACAGUCCGGUGUUCUGGUAUGCUCCUGAGUGCCUGAUCCACUGCAAAUUCUACCGGGCAUCUGAUGUCUGGUCUUUUGGAGUGACCAUGUAUGAGCUUCUCACAUACUGUGACACCUCAUGCAGCCCUAUGUCUGUAUUCCUCAAGAUGAUCGGUCCGACACAUGGUCAGAUGACCGUCACCCGAUUGGUCAAAGUCUUGGAGGAUGGAAAGAGGCUUCCUAAACCAGAUGGCUGCUCUGAGAGGUUGUACAAUCUUAUGAGGAGAUGCUGGGAGGCGACACCUGAAAAAAGGAUUGAUUUCAAAGGGCUGAUUGCCGCCUUUCAGCAAAUGAUUGACAGUCAGUAACUACGGAAAUAUAAUGGGACUCAGACCGCACCUCUAGGAGACGACCCCCCUCCCCUGAAAAAAUAUGUCUAAAAGACGUAUAAUUGUGCCGUGUAGCACUCUUUUAAAUAUAUAUUCCCUUUUUAUCAAAUACAUUAUGACCUCAUAGAUAAACUGCAGGCCUUUUAAAUAACAAAAGACAACCACUCAAGCUAUGGCAAGACGCUGUCAGAAUAUGCAAGAUGUGCAGCCACCAGUCACUUGAUUGGCUUGUUUUUUCAAAUCCGGGUGGAGAAAGAAGGAAGAACCUUCUAUUGCUUCCUGUCCCGCUGUUGAUUCGAGUGACACUCAGCCCUUCUGCUUCUCAUUGUGCCUACAUGUAUGAAUGACCCGUCAUUUUCAAUGAUGCAUUACAGCACGUGCUGUACAGAAGCCCCCCAGUAAGGAAUGUGCAAUGACAGAGUCCAUCUCUGAGAACCGAAACCUGUUGAAGUUAAAAGAAGAUUGUUUGAAGGACGAGGAACGUAUCUGAAUGUUGAUUUACACACGGGUGUGUUUGAGUGGAUCACAACCCUUCUUGCGAGACUAUGGACGUGCAAAGUAUGUCGGACGCUCAAAGACUGUAUGUGUGUUUAUAUAUAUAUGUGUGUGUGUGUGUGUGAGAAACAGAAUGCGUCUUCGUUGGAUCUGUCCAGCUCGGAGCAGACAGCUGUCCUCCUUGGUGCAGCGAGGUUGGAAUGUUGGAAAAUUUCAGAGUGCCGUAUUACUGGAGAACUUAAACGAAAUAGUGUACGCCACUAUAUUGCCACAUUCUGUCAUUUCUCCCUGAGCCUCACAUCUGCCAUGCGAAAGCCGAAGUGAACGAUUGGAGAGCUGCAUGUGGAAGAAUAUUAUAUUGAUAUGUGGAAACCGUUGCUUUAAUGAAAUGCCUACAAUAUGCACUAGGGGACAGUAGAGCUUAUGAAAUAUCUCCCAAGAAAUGUCGUAUUGUGGGAUUCGCUAACUUUCACAAACCAAAUUAACCAUUUACUGCUAUAAAAUAUCUUAGUAUUUUAUCUGUUCUGUUUUUUAUCAAAGUGGAAUUAAAUGCAAGAUAAAUGAAUGUGAUUUGAUAAGGAAAUUGUGUGUGAAAUGAAAGGAAGAUUAGGUUGGGGAGAUUGAAAUUAGGAUAUCGUUGUAAAGCACUUAACUGUUAUUCAUUUAUCUGAUAGGAGGCUUUAUUAAAAAGACAUGAAUAUCAUAUCUUAUAUAGUAAAUCCUCAUACACUGCUUCUGAAAGAGAAAAUAUUCAUCUCGACACAAAGAUUGGUCCAAAAUGCUCCCUAGCUGUACCCCCUUUUUUUUUUUUUUAAAGGUCCCAAUAUGUAUCAUUUACUUACAGACAUGGGUAUUAAUAUGAACUUGUUGAUAUCCCUUAUAUGUACUCUCAAGGUGCAAAGGGGUGAUUCUCACGAAAUCCAGAUUUAGAAGGUGUCCAGCAUCAGAUUUUUUAAAAAAGCCGUUGAAGCCAAUUUUUUUUGUGCACAUAUAAGAUUAAGGUCUGAACUUACUAUAACCAUUAUUUUUAGAGGAUUUAAAAAAUAUUUCCUAUAGAAUUAUUUCUAUUUUUUUGAUUAUCAUUUUCAAAAAUUAUCAUUACUGCAACAUGAUAUUACAUUAAAUAUAUGCAUGCACAAACUCAUGUUUCGGUAAUGAGAACUAAUAAGUUGUCUAGGUACUAUGACAAACAAAAUUACAACUUUUAUCUGGAGAGAAAAAAUAAGAGCUGCUUACCUGGUAGCCAUCUCGAGUGUCACAGUCAAUUAUGUCCCUUCCAACAUUUUUUUUUUUUUUUGUCUAAAAUGUUAGUUCCUUGAGGGCUUAAACAAUGAUUAAAAUUGUUGCGGAGGAUGAGAAAUUUGGUCUUGGACACAUUUAUAUCUCUUAUUAUUGUCUCUACAUUUACCAAUGAUCACCAAAUACCACAUGUUUAUUUACUGUACUGUAAAUGUUUAUAGUAUAACAUGUACUGAAGCUUUUAUUUUGUAGAUUUUUUAAAUAUAAAUAUUUUCCUGUCAAAGAACCAAAAUUCAGUCAUGGACACGUUGCUGUAAUGAAAAUGUUCCACUUAAAUGUGAAAAAAUACAACAAAAUUGGUUUGUACACUGAAAAAAAAUAUUCAUUCAAUUUACUUUAAAAAAAUUUAAGGUAAGUGUUUGCAACCAAUUUAUUUAAGCUACUUUUAAACAACCAACAAAGAAAAAUAGAAAAACAAAACAAAAAACUUUUGUAAAUUAAAUGAAUAAUUUUUUUCAGUGUAUGAUGUCAUUUGAAAUCACGUGCAAAAUAGUACAUGAAGAGAUGUUUGUAACUGUAUGCUUCUUAUUUUGAUACUCUUACUUUGCAUUUACUUUUUUAAUCAAAAUGUUUCAUGACACCUCAUAAGUAUAAUUUAGCGAGAAUCACCAAAACUCGCAGUUAGGGACCAUUUUUGGACCAUUUUUCUGCAGGUGUAGGUGCUGUUUCGAAUCCACUUCUUCAUAGUGGUGUAUGAUGAGUUAAGAAUUGAAACACGAGAAACAAAGGAUGAAACUUAAUAACAGGCUUUAUUCUCCUGUUCUUUAAUGUGGAAUGCAAAACAAAUCCAUCUGCUCAAAAUGAAACCCCAAACCGGUUUUACUACAAAAAAAAAGAAUAACAACAAAAUAGUAUCCAACUGGGAAAAUGUACAUAAAUACACAAAAUAAAUACAGUUAAUAAUC
This is a messenger RNA of Paramisgurnus dabryanus, 6442 nucleotides long. The record is from RefSeq and is a predicted model, not a curated record. NCBI's taxonomy places the organism in Eukaryota, Metazoa, Chordata, Actinopteri, Cypriniformes, Cobitidae.